Mercenaria mercenaria is the source of this 1926-nucleotide messenger RNA. Its product is annotated as neuropeptides capa receptor-like. Gene Ontology annotation, cellular component: membrane. Bases 489 to 1658 code for a protein of 389 amino acids. Gene Ontology annotation, molecular function: G protein-coupled peptide receptor activity. NCBI's taxonomy places the organism in Eukaryota, Metazoa, Mollusca, Bivalvia, Venerida, Veneridae. The transcript has a single exon. The record is from RefSeq and is a predicted model, not a curated record. Gene Ontology annotation, biological process: neuropeptide signaling pathway.
UUGAAUGAAACAUACAGCUAUGGCAAAUAAAUUUACAUGGGAUGAAUAUAUCAUAACUUUGAUAAUAAUUCAACAGUACAUUGUCUCCUCACGAAUAAUAAAAAGACCAGUCUGUGAACAGAAAGUGGAAAUACACGUAUAUUUAUUUUUUAAUAUCAAAAUUCCAUUGGAAUGAAAAGAGACUUUUUUCUUCAUUUAAUGAUACAAGAUAUUUACUCACAGAUUUAAAUCGUUCUCAGAAAUUUUGUAUUCUAAUGUCAUAUGAUUCAAACUAAUAUGAGGUCAUUAAAUUAUCCUUUAAUUGAUCGGCUAAUGGAAACAUGUUUUAACUUUCUUCAGCACCGCUGACUAUUAUAGUUUUAUUCAACUGACUUCUGUACUUGUUGCCUAGACUCAGUACAAUUAGUAUACAUGAGUCUAUGCUUUAAAGAGGACUGUGAUUGAAAAUGUUUUGAAAGGAAAAGGAAUGCUACAAAUCUUGUGUUAACAUGAGUGACAACUUCCAUAAGUAUCUUAAUAACGGAAGUGUAACAACCUCGAAGAUGUUGCACGAUAAUUUAGGCUAUACUGAUAGUUGGAUUACAAAUCAUCCCACUAUAAGUACUUUUAACAUGAGUGUAAACGGAACAUUAAUUCCAGAAACGCUUGACCAGUUGAAUGCUAGGUAUGCAGCGGCCUUGUUGCCAUUUACAGUUAUUCUAGGAUGUUUUGGAAUCAUUGGAAUUAUCGGAAACAUUUUAGUAUUCAUUAUUUAUGGAUGUGGUAAAAAGUUCAAAGACCAGAAAUUCCGGUAUUAUGUGUUAACACUUGCAGUUAUUGACUUCAUCACAUGUCUUACAUUGAUACCAGCGGAGAUGGUUAAACAUAUAAGCUACUUUAACUUUACAGAAAGGGCGUUGUGUAAAACAAAAUGCUUUUUCAACGUGUUUGCAGCUUCAUCAGCCAUAUAUUGCUUGACUCUUAUAGCCGCAGAUCGCUACAUUAUGACGUGUCAUCCAUUGUUCUUUGCAAAACUUCAGAAAUAUUCCUUUAGCUUCGCGUCAAGACUAUGUAUUUUGAUGCUAUUUUUAGCAAUUUUGACGUCUGUACCUGCAGCGAUUCUGUGCGGUAUUACACAGUCAACAAUGACAGAUAUAAAUGGCUUUGACAUUAAUGUUUACCUGUGCAAAACAGAACCAUUUUACGAGAACAUCCCGUCAAGAUACAUUUACAGAUUUGCGUUAUGUGCAGCCCAAAUAUUAACCAGCAUUAUCAUCGUACUUCUUUACGCGCGCAUCGGCCAUGUUGUUGUGACUAUUAUGAAAAGACGAGAAUGCAAACAUGGCAGGAUACCACUGAACGAUCUUAGAGGAAAACUAUACAGGGGCGCGCAAUCUAGUUCGAUGAGACCAGGGUGUCACUUAUGUUCAUCCAGCAUUCCAAGUAAUAUCAAACUGUUAUUUGUGGUCACUGUGGUUUUUAUAGUAACGUAUGCUUUCUAUACGUCUCUGACAUGGGUUGACCAGACCAAGCUGUCACCCACACAAUUUUUCUUUUUCUCUGUAUCCUUCCGUUUGUAUUUUAUUCACAGUAUUAUCAAUCCUUUUUUGUAUACUAAAAUGGACAGAUAUUUUCGGAAUAGGUGUCUAAAACUGAUACGAACGCUUUUGCGCAGCUAAAUGAUUCUAUAUCAUUUAAUGUUUGAUUUCAGAAUAAUUUGAUAUAUCAAAGUAAUUUUCUUUCAAUACUUCUCUCUCAACUGCGAUAAGUUGCACUUCCUCUAAUAAAAAUGCGAUACUCUGAAAGGUCACUCCAAAGAAAAAGAAUGCUAGUAUGUUUUAAGGGCUGGUAAAUGAAAUAGUGGAAAUUUAGACCAUACAUGCAAAACAAAACAUCCCUCAGAAAGGAAAAUGAGUGGUCAGGAAACAGAACUCUAUAUCAUUUAAU